Messenger RNA from Guillardia theta CCMP2712, 489 nucleotides. RefSeq lists its product as hypothetical. Lineage: Eukaryota; Cryptophyceae; Pyrenomonadales; Geminigeraceae. The record is from RefSeq and is a predicted model, not a curated record. Gene Ontology annotation, biological process: maturation of SSU-rRNA from tricistronic rRNA transcript (SSU-rRNA, 5.8S rRNA, LSU-rRNA); positive regulation of transcription by RNA polymerase I. The transcript has 2 exons. Gene Ontology annotation, cellular component: t-UTP complex; 90S preribosome; small-subunit processome. Gene Ontology annotation, molecular function: snoRNA binding. The annotation marks the transcript as partial.
AGGCCGUCCUUCCUCUUCACGUCGUCAGAGGCCGCAGACCUUGACGGGGACGCGAUCCACAGCAUCGGGCUGAGUGGGCUGGCAGAGCUGGAGAAGCAGGAUCCCUCGCUCCACAAGUAUGAGAAGCUUCUGUUCAACCGCUCCCCCUCCACCUUCCACCGAGAGAACCAGUCAUACGACGCCAUGAAGUCAAUCAACCAGUCAAUCAAGAGCCUGUUGAAGGCUCUUGCUCCUUAUUUCCUGCUCCGUCCCACUCACAAGAUCCUCGAGUUUCUGAUCCGAUGCUACCAAGUCCACGAGCACAACCUUGACGAUCUGCUGCUCUGCUGCCUUCCCUAUCACACAACUCCGCAGUUCGUCCGCCUGGUCCAGCUGACUAACCCCAAGGACAAGUGGAGCUUUCUCAAUGGCGUCAAGAAGACCGGCGCUCCUCUGUCAAGGACGGUGCUGGCGGGAGCUUGUAUCUCGGACCUUGCUGUGCUCAAGUUC